GUAAUAAAACAUCAGCUUGGCAACAUUGUAUAACAAUAGAUAGUAGAGGUUAACAUACAAUCAUUCAUAUAAUUAUAUAUUUGGGGUAUGAGAAACUGAAUUUGAAUAAUAAAAAUGGUUGAAAGUGGUAAUCAUAAUGUUGAUCAAUUGGAUGGAUUAUCUGAUGGAACGACGAAACUUUAUAUGUCAAAAAAAGAUACUCCAUUUGUAUAUUUUUGCGCAAUAACAGCAAGUCUACUGGUAUUCACUGGUUGUUCCAGCAUAGUAUGGUCUUCACCAGUUAUCCCCAAAUUAAAAUCGACCAACGACGUUGAUAAUCCAUUGGGGAAGCCCAUAUCACCGUUUGAGACUUCUCUAAUAACCGGUUUACCAUCUUUUGUAGCAAUAUUAGGUAACAUUAUUUUCGCUCAAGUACCGAAUGCUGUCGGUAGAAAGAACUCUUUAUUAUUGGUAUCGUUAGGAAUGAUGAUAUCUCUGGUUGUUAUAGCAUUUGGAAGACACGUGUACGUUUACUCUGCUGGUUUAUGUUUUUUAUUUAUAUGCGUAGCUGGAGUUUACGUUGUUUUACCGCUAUAUUUAAGCGAGAUAUCGGAGCCUCAUAACCGUGGUAGAAUAUUGAGCCUCAUAGGAGUUUUAAUGCCUUUGGGUAAUCUUUAUGGUUACGUAUUAGGCCCUCUAACUUCUGUAAGAAAUUUCACUUUACUACUCACUUUACCGCUCGUAAUUCAUUCUAUUGUUGUUUAUUUGGUUUUGCCGGAAUCUCCUGUUUACUUAAUUUCGAAAAAUAAUAUUCCCGCGGCAUUGGUGGCGUUAAUUAGUUUAAGAAGAAAUAAAAAUGUUGUACGUAUUAAUGAAGAUUGUAGAUGUAUUGAAUAUAAUCUUAAAUCUAGGGAAAAUAAUAACCAAUCUGGUUUAAUGGCAUUAUUUAAAAACAAAAGCGUCCGUAGAGCUUUAUUAAUUUCUCUAGGUAUAAAUCUUACGCAACAAUUGUCGGGGGUGAUAAGUAUUUUAAAAUUUCUCGCACCUAUUUUUAAUAAUGUCAGUUCUUCUUUUUCGGGUAAUAACUUAGCUGUCAUGGUGGCAGUAAUUAAGUUCAUUAGUUUUUUCCUCAGUACUGUUUUAGUUGAGAAAUGUGGACGAAAACCUUUGUUGUUAAUUUCAUCUUUUGGCAGCUGCAUUUCUCUAUUUCUAAUCGGGAUCUAUUUUUUCUUACAAAAUAAUGAUUCUAACGCAAAUAUCGCAACUUUGAGCUGGUUACCUCUCUCAUCGGUAUUGCUUUUUAAUUUUAUGUACGCAUUAGGUAUAGGUACUCUAUCUAUAACUGUUAUGAAUGAAUUAUUUCCUGUAGAUGUAAGAGCUGCGGGUUGCGCUUUCGUCUUCACUGUAUGUUAUCUAUUAGGAGCUUCCCAAGUUUUUCUUUUUCCUUUAAUUAGUGAAUAUUAUGGAGUACAGUACUGUAUUUGGUCUUUCAGUUUUUUCUGUUUCAUGGGGUUCACUUUUAUGUGUUUCAUGUUACCGGAAACGAAAGGUAAGAGCUACGCAGAUAUUCAAAUUUUGUUAAAUAGGCUAUAGGAUAAUGAAAUUUCAUGAUACAUCAAGAAAUUCGCAGUUUUAUAAGGGAAUUCUAGUCCUGAACGUCAGUUUAAACCACAGAUAUCAACUUUUUCACGUUUUAUCGAUGGCGUUUAUCGACAAAAUUUAUUACAGCUCGUUUUGAACCUUGGCUUCCUCGACAAAUCAUCUCCAAACUGGUCUGUUCGUCACCAAUCCUCUUACAUUCAUUUCUUGUGAGCCAUCGUGAACUUGAUCAGUUCAUCUGGUAGGGGUCUACCUCUUUUUCUACUGCUGUAUAUUUCGACAUUCAUCCGCUUGUCCUCCAUUCUUUGAAUGUAGCCAAAUCAUAACAAUCUCUGUGCUUUAAUGAAUCGUACAAUGUUUUUAUUGCCUGGUAUUUCAUCGAUUUGUCCAUUAUUUCAGGUUUUCCACUCUGCUUCUUUCAUAUAUUAUUCAUUACCCAACAUUCACUGCCAUAAGUUUCGAUUAUUAUUAGAGUCCUGUAGAUUUUCAACUUCGUUCUUCAUUAUGUUCGAGAUAUUUAAAAGUUAUUGACACCUUUGAAAGUUUUACUAUCUAAAAUUCCAACCUAGCUUAACAAACGUCAGUUUGAACCACAGAUAUCUUCUUUUUCGCGUUUUAUAGAUGGCGCUUAACGACAAGCUUAGGUUUAAACAUUACCCACGGUUUGGGGGCAGCUUGAACUUUAGUCUAAUAUCAAACUGAGAAUUCCAAUUUUAUCUUACCUUACCAAUUGACACUACGGCUCGUUAUGAGUCUUGGCCUCCUCGAUAAUUCACCUCCAAAUUGGUAUUUUCUUCCCCAUCGUUCUGGUGGGUAGGAAUAUCAAAAUGGUAUGUACGUUUCAAGAUCUGUUUUUGAUAUAUGAUGUUCACCAUUUUUAACGUGAUAUUACCUAGUCUGUCUUUUAGAAAUCGUUAAGCUAUGUGUAGAGCUGGGCAGAAUACUGUGCUAAAGUAAACAUGAAUACCUUUAAAAAUUACUCAAAAUUAUUCGAGUACGAUCAAUUCUAUGAAUAAUUUUACAAAUUUUAGAGAGUGCUGGUUAAAAAAAUGAGUAACUAGAAAGAUUACUUACAAGAUAAUAAUUCUUGUCAUUUCUUGUGUACCAGUUUGGGCGUCGGUCGGUAACUCGGUAGACUACACUUUUCGAGUACUAAGUACAUCAAAAUAAAAGUACUCAUGAUUAUAAAUACUGAAGUACUUUAAGUACUAAUAAUAUUCACUUGAGUACUUGCCAGCUUUGUUGUGUGGCAUCCAACGAGUAAGCAGUUUUCACGUGACAAGAUGAUCGUUUAAAAUUGAAAUUACUGUUGUGGAUUCAACACUAAGAGCCAUUUUAAUCGCUUGAUAGGUUCAUCUUCGACAUGAAAUGUUCAUUGCAACCGUUCCAGACUUUGUCGUUUGUACUUAAACCGAACUUAAAAUAAUUGAGCGUACAAAAUAUAAUGGUAUAUAAAAUACAGUGUUGUCAGAUUUAACACCUCCAGUUUCGUGGUAUCUUAUAAUAUUCAUAGUGGCCCUUAUUAUAGUAUUUUCAAUGUCAAAUGUACAAUUUUUUCGUUUAUUUCCGUAUGCAACGAAUUUUAUCGUAAUUUAUUUACAUAUAACUUUUUUGUAUUAAAUAAUUUUUAUAGUUUUAUAUGUAAAACAAAUAUAUAUUGUAAUAUAUAGAUUGUCGCUGUAA
This is a messenger RNA of Diorhabda carinulata, 3261 nucleotides long. RefSeq names its product facilitated trehalose transporter Tret1-like. Bases 115 to 1572 code for a protein of 485 amino acids. Gene Ontology annotation, biological process: transmembrane transport. Gene Ontology annotation, molecular function: transmembrane transporter activity. The record is from RefSeq and is a predicted model, not a curated record. NCBI's taxonomy places the organism in Eukaryota, Metazoa, Arthropoda, Insecta, Coleoptera, Chrysomelidae. The transcript is spliced from 2 exons. Gene Ontology annotation, cellular component: membrane.